Messenger RNA from Prunus armeniaca (apricot), 318 nucleotides. The record is from the annotation of a GenBank genome assembly. Lineage: Eukaryota; Viridiplantae; Streptophyta; Magnoliopsida; Rosales; Rosaceae.
AUGGGUGGCUUUAGCAUAUUCCUGGGUUGCACGACAGAAGAGAAAAUAGGGAGAGAUGGAGGAGUAAGGCUUGAAAUUGCAGGGGUUUCAGGGAUGAGAGAUGUUGUUUGCUCUCUGGAUGUGUGUUUAUGGAAAGAGAGGAAGAAUAUGAAAGAACAAAGCAGGAAAUUGAGGGAUUCCAGAGGGGAUGCUUGCCUUCGAUCGCCUGAACCCAUAGGCACGCAACUUUUUGGAGUUCCAAGAUCUCAGGCAAUUGGACUUCUCCAUAUGGGUGAAGAGCCACCCACUUUUGUUUCUUGUUUUCUCACCAAAGCUUGA